AUGUGCGGUGGUCGUGUGGUGGUGGCGCCAUGCAGUCAUAUUGGGCACGUUUUCCGAAUGAUGCGGCCUUACAAGGGCAAAGACAACACGGAUGUCUACAAUUCACUUCGUGUAGCAAAGACAUGGCUUGGGAAGUAUGAGAAAUACUUCAUGAGAGCACGACCAUCGGCAGCAAAGAUGGAUUUCGGAGACGUAAGCGCUGGUCUAGAACUGAAGAAACGGCUCAAUUGCAAGGAUAUGGACUGGUAUUUGGAAAAUGUGUACCCAGACUUGAAAUUGUCAGCAGACCAGAAGGAACGUGAAGAAUUAUGA
Messenger RNA from Cooperia oncophora, 312 nucleotides. The record is from the annotation of a GenBank genome assembly. Lineage: Eukaryota; Metazoa; Nematoda; Chromadorea; Rhabditida; Trichostrongylidae.